This is a messenger RNA of Alternaria atra, 1626 nucleotides long. RefSeq lists its product as uncharacterized. Gene Ontology annotation, biological process: GMP biosynthetic process. The transcript is spliced from 2 exons. NCBI's taxonomy places the organism in Eukaryota, Fungi, Ascomycota, Dothideomycetes, Pleosporales, Pleosporaceae. Gene Ontology annotation, cellular component: cytosol. Bases 1 to 1626 code for a protein of 541 amino acids. The record is from RefSeq and is a predicted model, not a curated record. Gene Ontology annotation, molecular function: GMP synthase activity; GMP synthase (glutamine-hydrolyzing) activity; ATP binding.
AUGGCGACCGACGGUUCCGACCCCAUUCCCCCCCACAAGACGUUCGAUACCAUCUUGGUUCUCGACUUCGGCUCGCAGUACACGCAUCUGAUUACGCGCCGCCUCCGCGAACUCAAUGUCUACUCUGAGAUGCUGCCAUGCACUACUAAGAUCGCCGAUCUGCCCUUCACGCCCAAGGGAGUCAUUCUCUCUGGCGGUCCAUACUCUGUCUACGAGGAAGGCGCACCACACGUCGACCACGCCGUCUUCGAUCUUGGCGUACCGAUCCUGGGAAUAUGCUACGGACUACAAGAGAUGGCCUGGCACUUUGGAAAGAACGCUGGCGUAGCUGCUGGCGAGAAGAGGGAAUACGGACGCGCGAACCUGAAGGUUGAGAGCCACGGUGGACACAUGGACCAGCUGUUCAAAGAUCUGAGCAAUGAUCUGGAGGUCUGGAUGAGUCACGGCGACAAGCUGAGCCAUAUGCCCGAGGGCUUUGAGACGGUUGCGACAACUACCAAUGCGCCGUUCGCGGGUAUUGCGCAUAAGACGAGCAAGUACUACGGCAUUCAGUUCCACCCCGAGGUUACACACACAAAGGAGGGCAAGGUCCUGUUGAAGAACUUCGCCGUCGACAUCUGCGAGGCCAACACCAACUGGACUAUGAGCAAGUUCGUCGAUCAGGAGAUUACGCGCAUCAGGAAGUUGGUGGGCGACAAGGGACAGGUCAUUGGUGCCGUCAGCGGUGGUGUCGACUCGACUGUUGCUGCGAAACUGAUGAAGGAGGCAAUUGGCGACCGCUUCCACGCCGUCAUGGUCGACAACGGCGUCCUCCGACUCAACGAGGCCGUUCAAGUCAAGAAGACGCUCGAUGAGGGCCUGGGCAUCAACCUCACUGUCAUUGAUGCGUCCGACCUCUUCCUCGACCGCCUAAAGGGUGUUACCGAUGACCCCGAGAAGAAGCGCAAGAUCAUCGGCAACACUUUCAUCGAGGUCUUCCAGAAGCAAGCCGAGAAGAUCAAGGCAGAAGCCCAUGAAUCUGCCAACGCCGGUGAGAUCGAGUGGCUCCUCCAGGGCACCCUCUAUCCCGACGUCAUCGAAUCCCUUUCCUUCAAGGGUCCCUCCCAGACCAUCAAGACCCACCACAAUGUUGGCGGUCUACCAAAAGACAUGAAGCUCAAGGUCAUCGAGCCUCUCCGUGAGUUGUUCAAGGAUGAAGUCCGUGAACUAGGCAAAGAGCUUGGUAUCCCAGAAGAUCUCGUCUGGCGCCACCCCUUCCCCGGUCCAGGUAUCGCUAUCCGCAUCCUGGGCGAGGUCACGCGGGAACAAGUCCGUAUUGCGCGCGAAGCCGACAACAUCUUCAUCGAAGAGAUCAAGGCCGCCGGCUUGUACAAGAAGAUUAGCCAGGCGUUCGCUGCACUCCUGCCCGUCAAGGCGGUUGGUGUUAUGGGUGACAAGCGUGUUCACGACCAGGUUAUCGCAUUGAGGGCUGUUGAGACGAGCGACUUCAUGACAGCGGAUUGGUACCCCUUCGAUGGCGAAUUCCUUAAGAGGGUCAGCAGGAGGAUUGUGAACGAGGUGAAUGGAGUUUGCCGUGUGGUAUACGAUAUCACCAGCAAGCCCCCGGGUACUAUCGAGAUGGAGUAG